GAGAAGGGCAUGGACAAGCUGCCCAGGGUGGGAGGAAGGGCAGUAAUCUCUAGGAAGUAGAAGGCAGGUUUGCAGAGGACGCUGGAUAGGAGAUGAGGUGGGGGAAACCAAGGCCUGGGCUUCCCGCAGGCUGUAGCAAGGUUUUGGUGCUUACCACAGCAGCAGGAAUGCACUGGAGGGAUGUGACAGUGGAACGCAGGUGGCAGUGACACUCACUGCUGCUGAAGGAGCCGAAAGAACCAGCAUCUGACCUGUCCUGAACGCACCAUCGUCGGUUGCUGCUGAGCCAUGGCCGAAGGGGAGAUCACAACCUUUGCAGCCCUGACCGAGAGGUUCAAUCUGCCUCUAGGAAACUACAAAAAACCCAAACUGCUCUACUGCAGCAACGGGGGCCACUUCUUGAGGAUCCUUCCCGAUGGCACCGUGGAUGGGACCAGGGACAGGAGCGACCAGCACAUUCAGCUGCAGCUCAGUGCGGAAAGCGCGGGCGAAGUGUAUAUAAAGGGUACAGAGACUGGCCAGUACUUGGCCAUGGACACCGAAGGGCUUUUAUACGGCUCGCAGACACCAAAUGAAGAAUGCCUAUUCCUGGAAAGGCUAGAAGAAAACCAUUAUAACACUUACACGUCCAAGAAGCACGCGGAGAAGAACUGGUUUGUGGGCCUCAAGAAGAACGGGAGUUGUAAGCGCGGUCCUCGGACUCACUACGGCCAGAAAGCCAUCUUGUUUCUCCCCCUCCCGGUAUCUUCUGACUAAGGAGUCUGUUCUGGGUGCUCCCUAUUUUUGGUUGACCCUAAAAUGUUCCCUUGACCAUUGGCUGCGCUAACCCUCAGCCCACAGAGCCUGAAUUUGUAAGCAGUGCUUCUAAAUAGCCAGUUCACUUUUCCGCUGAGCCCUUCCCCACCACCCCAGCACAGUUUGGAACACGGGGACCAAAUUACUUCUAGGGGACAACUGGCUGGCCAGUCUAGGUCUGGGUUUGGAUAUCCAGAUGCUUCAGGGUACCUGCUACAAGUUGGACUUCGUGAUACAAAGAAGGGAGCCAUGUGUAGCAUCUGGAGGGGUCUAAGAAGUGGGUUCUUUUAGUAGCUGCAUGCUCUUUCCCCUUCUGAGUAACCCCUGGUUAUGAGUACCCCCAGGCACUUAGCAUGACUACCCUUCCCCCUACCAGCACCUCAUAAAUAUCAGUAAAGGAACUGAUAGUAA
Molecule: messenger RNA, 1206 nt
Organism: Rattus rattus (black rat)
Lineage: Eukaryota; Metazoa; Chordata; Mammalia; Rodentia; Muridae
Gene: Fgf1
Product: fibroblast growth factor 1
Exons: 4
Coding region: 289-756 (155 amino acids)
Biological process (GO): positive regulation of cell population proliferation; regulation of cell migration; cell differentiation
Cellular component (GO): cytoplasm
Molecular function (GO): growth factor activity; fibroblast growth factor receptor binding
Source: RefSeq, a predicted model, not a curated record